Messenger RNA from Balaenoptera ricei (Rice's whale), 3094 nucleotides. RefSeq names its product ferric chelate reductase 1 (gene FRRS1). Lineage: Eukaryota; Metazoa; Chordata; Mammalia; Artiodactyla; Balaenopteridae. The record is from RefSeq and is a predicted model, not a curated record. Gene Ontology annotation, molecular function: oxidoreductase activity, acting on metal ions. The transcript is spliced from 18 exons. Bases 700 to 2475 code for a protein of 591 amino acids.
GAAGCAGUUGUUGUCCCUAGAAUAGCUGCCGUGGACACAGAACGUACAGACAGAGCUAUAGAUAGAAGGAACGCAUUUCCCCGGGACGCCGGCGGCAUUCCUAGCACUUACACCGAGCAAGUUAUACGUGCGGCUUCUGGGACACUGCAGGACCUGCGACUCUGGUGUUAAAACAGUCGGGGGAGGAGACGCAAAGGAAAGUUAAAGGGAAAAGGCAGGCUGCCCAGGCGCAGAAAGAAGCCGCCGACGAGGAAGGCCGGGCGCCGUGAAGGGCAAAGGGAGGGGCGGCGGCAGCCGAGGCAGGGCCGAGGCCGCUGUGUGAGUGGCAGAAAGCUUCUCCGUGACUCCGCCUCGCGCCGGUGCCCGAGGAGACCCUCGAUCCCCACGGGGCCUCGAGGGCACACAGCCGAGGUGGGAGCUGACAAGUCCCCUCGCCCACUUCCGGGAAUCUCCGCACCUGCUCGCCCCAACCGCUAGUCUCGCGAGAGUCCGGUCGCGGGCUGCCCGGGUGUAGGAGGUGGCUGAGGACCAGGCGGCGGGCUGCCUUUUUUCUCGCCCGGAGGAAGCAUAAUUGAAACAAGCUUGGCUGUGGGGCACUGCAAAGAGUUUUCAAUGUUCUGGAGGUCAAAAGUCCAAAAUCGAUAUCACUGGGCCAAAGUCAAGAUGUUGGCAGAAGCACACACCCUCCACAGGCUCUAGAUGGCAGUUCCUGGAUUUACCCUUGGUGCCUUCAUACUUCUGUUGCUCGUUAGUUCUGUGGCUAAUUAUCCCAAUGGAAAGGUAACGAAGUCAUGCCGUGGAAUGAUUCCUAAACAUGGUCAAACUCCACGGUCUGAUCCCGCUUGCCACAUCUUAGUGAGUCAGAUGACAUUCAGGCCAGGAGAUCAGAUCAAAGUUACUUUGUCAGGGCCAACAUUUAAAGGCUUUCUCUUAGAAGCACGUGAUGCUGAGAAUUUGAGUGGCCCUCCUAUUGGCUCCUUCACACUGAUUGACAGUCAAGUAUCACAGCUUCUGACCUGUGAAGAUAUACAGGGAUCAGCUGUGAGUCACACAAGUCCAUCCAAAAAAACAGAAAUUAAAGUCUAUUGGAAUGCUCCAAGCAGUGCCCCAAAUCACAUAAAGUUUCUAGCCACGGUUGUUGAGAAGUACAAAAUCUACUGGGUGAAGAUUCCUGGUCCUAUAAUUUCACAACCAAACGUCCUUCCUUUUACAACACCUAAAGCUACAAUAGCACCUAUGCCAACAUUACCUCCAGUCUCCCAUUUAACCAAAUUAUUCAAUGCUUCAGAUUGUGGGAACAAGAAGUUUUGUAUUAGGAGUCCUUUGAACUGUGACCCGGAGAAGGAGCUUGCCUGUGUCUUCUUAUCCUUCACACGAGAUGCCAAGUCAGUGAUGGUUGAAAUGAGCGGUCCCAGUAAAGGCUAUUUAUCCUUUGCAUUUUCUCACGACCGAUGGAUGGGUGAUGAUGAUGCUUAUGUGUGUAUUCUUGAAGAUCAGACUGUGAACAUACAACCUUCCCAUCUGACAGGGCGAAGUCAACCUGUAAUGGACUCAAGGGAUCCUCUUGAGGAUAUGGCUUGGAGGUUGGCGGAUGGUGUUAUGCAGUGUUCUUUCAGAAGAAACAUUACCCUUCCUGGGGUUAAGAAUAGAUUUGAUCUAAAUGCAAGCUACUACAUAUUUCUAGCAGAUGGUGCAGCUGAUGAUGGUCAGAUUCAUAAGCAUUCUCAGCAACCUUUGAUUACAUAUGAAAAAUACAAUGUGACAGGCUAUCCAGAGAACAUAGGAGGAUCCCAUUCUUUACUCCUUCUGAAGGUUCAUGGCGCCUUAAUGUUUGUGGCAUGGAUGACUACUGUUAGCGUAGGUGUACUGAUUGCCCGGUUCUUCAAACCUGUUUGGUCAAAGGCUUUAUUUGGUGAUGCAGCUUGGUUUCAGGUACAUCGAAUGCUCAUGCUUACUACUUCUGCCCUCACUUUUACUGCUUUUCUUCUGCCUUUUAUUUACAGAGGAGGCUGGAAUUGGCAUGCAGGUUAUCACCCAUACCUUGGUUGUAUAGUGAUGAUUUUAGCAGUUCUUCAGCUUCUUUCGGCAGCCUUCAGACCACCUUUACAUGACCCAAGAAGGCAAAUGUUUAACUGGACUCAUUGGAGUAUGGGAACAACUGCUAGAAUAAUAGCAGUGGCAGCAAUGUUCCUGGGAAUGGAUUUACCAGGAUUGAAUCUUCCUGGGCCAUGGAAAACCAAUGCAAUGAUUGGAUUUGUAGCCUGGCAUGUUGGGACAGAGAUUGUUCUGGAGGUACACACUUACCGACUCUCUAGAAAAGUUGAAAUAUUGGAUGAUGAUAGAAUUCAGAUCCUCCAGUCAUUUACUGCAGCUGAAGCAGAAGGUUAUGCUUUUAAAAAGGCAGUGUUAGCAAUUUAUGUCUGUGGGAAUUUGACUUUUCUCACUAUGUUCUUAUCUGCAAUCAACCAUCUAUGAGCGAGCGAAGACCUUGGCUUUUGCAGACCAGGUGAUAAUUAUCAUCAAGCCAAAAAACCUGAUGCCUGUACCGACUGCCUGGAGCGUAUUCAUGACUUCUAAUUAGGAAGACCAGGCCAUGUCUAUAGAGAAAUUCCGACGUCUGGUCUUUAGAGAUCAACAUUCACUAGGGUCCUAUGGGCUAUAAACUGAUGUCAAGCUUUUAUGUAUUAUUCUGAGUCUUAAAGGGAAGAUUGUACUUGAGGAGAAAUGACUCAAAUAUUUUUUAUGCUGAAAUUUUAAGAAUGUUAGCAUGUAAGAAAAGAACUGUUUGGAAAAACAAAAAAGGUGUCAUAGGAUAAAAUGCAGAUAGUAUUAAGGUAAAUAUAUUUUGGACUAUAAAGGUGCUGUGGUACUUUAAAGAAAACAUUUAUUUUUACUAGUUUAUCUGAAUGGUCUUUCUUAGGAUGUUUUUCCCCUUCCCCCUUUUCUUAAAAAUUUUUUAGAAACAUGUUUUUCAGUCCAGUGUUUUGGACAUAUCCUUUGUUUCAUGUAUUUUGUUACUUCCCUGGUAAAGGUGAAAGUAGGGCUAACACCAUUUCAUUAACAUUUAAAUAUAUUAUUAAUAUUAUAAUUUAUU